This is a messenger RNA of Dendronephthya gigantea, 2265 nucleotides long. RefSeq lists its product as uncharacterized. Bases 391 to 1011 code for a protein of 206 amino acids. Lineage: Eukaryota; Metazoa; Cnidaria; Anthozoa; Malacalcyonacea; Nephtheidae. The record is from RefSeq and is a predicted model, not a curated record. The transcript is spliced from 4 exons.
AUCUCAAUUAAGAAAAUGUGAAGCAACUAUCCUUCAUCUUCAAGGUUUACUUCAUCAUUCUUCAGAAGAGGUUCGUCAGAAGCAACAAAACAUUGACCAACUUCACUAUCAGUUGGCAACAGAGAAUCGUCGGGCCAACGAAGAAAUAAAUUGGCUUUGAAACAGCAAAACUCUGAUCUCAAGCUGCAGGUAACCCAAGCAAGACACCAGGCUGACGAAUUUUACAAAACGGGUUUGGAGAGAAAUAUUGAUGCUGUAUCAUUAGGAAACCAGAAAUCGCUGAUAUGAAUUAAGGGAGUAGUAUCGUCAGCUGAAGGAUUACACACAAAACUACGUCAAGCUGCUCAACGGAUUAAUGGAUUAACAAAAGAACGCGAACAGUUGAUUAAAAUGGGAAAUAAGCUGAGAGCUAAAUUGUUGAAAUUUAAAGGAGAAAGAAAAUCACCUUCAAUUGAAGCAAGUCAAUCAUUCAAAGAUCCGCAGAAUGUGGCGCAAACAUCCCGAUCCCAACUACGGGGUUUGGAACAAUUGCAAUAUCAACUAACAAGCAAAGAACUGCGGUAUGCACAGAGAACACUAGCGAGGAAUAAUGAUCAGCAUUCGCUAUCUCCUCGGAAAAAUAAUUCCGCGUCGGCCGAAACACUUCAAAAACACUCCCAAAAGGCGGAACUCACAGAAAAUGCAGGCUUACCAGAAACGUCUACUGGGCGUGACGACAUCGUCUCACUAUGGCAACCUUCGUUCUCAUCACACGACCGCGCGUCAUUACAAGUUGUCUGGAAACUACUAGACGAGGACAGUCCUGGAUUCACCCCUCGCGGAAAUGGCGGGGACGAAGUCGGCAAGUCUCAGCUUCGGGAAAGUUCCUCAACUACGGACAGUUUCACGGUCAAAGGUCAGCCUAGUCACGUGCAUCUCAAGCCAGAGAGUUCCAAGGCUGCGCAGUCUGUCAAGGCAGCUGGUAAAUGGACACCCUCCCAGGUAAAAGCGAAGAUAAUUAAGAAAUUAUAAUAUAAGAGACGAAGAUAUUCGUGAGGGAUUGUAGAUAUUUUUAUUCACCUAUCAUUUUGUUUUUAACCAGACCCGUCAUUCAUAGCAGGUGGAGGCUGUGCUGGGAAUGCCGUUAGAGCUAUGUUAAACCAACACAAUCACAAUUAUAGGUUUUUUUAAUAGUAAAGAGUAAAGUAAAAACACUAAUUCACAUUCACUAUCGCAAUCGCUAUUUGAUAGUCAAGUUGAGCCUCACUUCCAAUCUGUCCGUAAUUAUCCAAAUUUCUUACUUACUAUUGAUCCUCGUGCAGUAUUAAUUUAUACCUAUGACGUUUGCAUGCAUUAUGAUAAUUAUCCUACAUCCGCACAAUUUCCAACACACUUCCCCUAUUUGAUUCUCGAAGAAGCGAAUAUAAAAAAUUGUGCCUCGUUCAGUGUUCACCGUCCCAAUAAAUGUUAACUCGAUUAAUAUCUAAUUUUACGCAACUGCUCGAAAUAUAUGUUGAAAUCUAAAGCACUAAGUUCUAUACUGUCUUUCGUGUACGACCAGAUCUAAUGAUCUUGAUCUAAUGACCUGUAUCUUCAAUUGGCUCCUGGAACUUAGCUAGACUCCUUGGCGCGGUCACGUUCUCUGGUAGGCUUUUCUCCCACGCUGUCCAUCUAGCUUCUCCCACGCUGUCCUCUAGGCAGUUUGGCGUCCCAGGGGACCUUCGCGUCACAACACUCGCGGGGAGAGGAACUUUCCUUGCAGAGUAAUGGGCGAAAUCAACCCGAGAUGAUCAUAAACUUUCGCGAUCUUCCCGAGGACUCCUCUCUUCGUCGGACUUGCUGGGUCAGCAGGAAAUUCGAUUUUGUAUGGCUUGAGCAUGUAUGGCUUAGGCGGCCAAAGGAGUGGAAAUUCGGUCCCAAGUGGCUUGGACCUCACACUAUUUUAGGAAGACUAGGCGUAAAUUAUAAGAUUAGAUAAGAAACAGGUCGAGAGUUCAUGGUCCAUCACGACAAUCUAAAACCUUACUUUAUGCCUACUGAGCAGGGAAAGUUUGCUUGUCCUGGUUUGUUUGUCCUGGUCAGGAAUCGGGAGAUUUUGAUCGUAGUUUCUGUAUCAACUUUUAACGUUUUCGGGACAAAAACUAAUGUGAGAAGAAAGUGUGGCGCUCGAUCAAAAUGAUUGCGUAAAUAAUACAUAUCGCAAUACAUAAUCUUGUAACUACAAUUUGCUAGAGGAACAUGAUGAUUAAGGGAUUAUGAUACGUAAUGACGGAAUGUAAUAUAAGA